AUGGUUCGAUUACAGGUGGCAAAAUUUGCCCUUCGGCCAUUGGCCUCGACGACAUCAUUGAUCGGUUCACCGCGGCCGCUACAACUGCAGCCAGCUUCGGUUGGCCUCCCAAUUGAGCAGAAGCGAAGGACCUCCAACAAGGACAGCUCCCAUCCCCAUCCGGCUGCCUUGACAGCGGAUGUGAAGCCAAGGGAUGUCAUGGAAUAUGCCUUGACCACACUAGAUAAGAUCGCAGCCUGGGCUCGCAAUGGCUCCUUCUGGCCAUUGACCUUUGGCCUAGCGUGCUGCGGUAUCGAAAUGAUGCACGUCUCCAUGCCACGGUACGACCAAGACCGCCUGGGCAUCAUCUUCCGAGCCUCCCCUCGACAAUCCGACGUCAUGAUCGUCGCUGGCACAGUCACCAACAAGAUGGCGACGGCCGUCCGACUCUGUUACGAUCAGAUGCCCGAGCCCCGCUGGGUCAUCAGCAUGGGGUCGUGCGCCAACGGCGGAGGAUACUAUCACUACAGCUACAGCGUCCUCAGAGGCGUCGACAGGAUCCUCCCAGUCGACAUCUACGUUCCGGGGUGCCCGCCGACGGCUGAGGCUUUGAUGUAUGGCCCAAAUGCUCCCUACGACUCACAUCUUUAUUCGCGAUACUCGGCGCCUAACUCGACUCGUUUCGAGGCUAUAUUGCGUAACCUCUUUGAUGGCGAGGUCAUCUCCUAUUCCACGGGCCUCUCCGCCUUCCUGGCGAUGGUGAUCCUGCUGAAUCCAAAGCGCAUCUUCAUCGGUGACGGUUACCACGGCGUACAUGGAGUCAUUGAUGUUGUGAUCAAACUAUCAGGUGUUCGGAAGUUGGCACUCGACGAUCUUGAUCAACUUGGCCGCGGCGAUAUCCUACAUGUCGAGACGCCGCUUAACCCCACUGGUGAGGCACGCAAUCUUGCCUACUAUAGUAGCAAGGCCCACCAGAAUCCCCUGCAGCUAGGCGCCGAUAUCGUGAUGCAUAGCGGCACAAAGUAUAUUGGCGGCCACUCCGAUAUGUUAUGUGGUAUCCUGGUGGUGCAUCCUGAACUUGUUAAACAGGGCUGGAUGGAGACACUUCAGGAGGAGCGUCGAGUCAUAGGAAACGUCAUGGGCAGUCUUGAGGGAUGGCUCGGCAUCCGAUCCCUUCGUACCAUGAACCUACGCGUCACUCGACAGUCCCAGACGGCUGAAAAGCUGGUUGCAUGGCUUCAGGAACAACAACAGCUACCGAAAAGCGUGGUCGCGAAGAUGGUCGAUAGGCUACAACAUGCUUCGCUCCAGCAUGAAGACCUGCAAGAUGGAUGGCUAAGAAGCCAGGUGCCCGGUGGCUUUGGUCCUGUCUUUAGCCUCUGGCUGAAGAAGCCAGAGCACGCAAGGCGGCUCCCAAGCAGGCUAUUUGUAUUUCAGCAUGCAACAAGCCUGGGCGGCGUCGAGAGUUUGAUGGAAUGGCGAGCAAUGUCCGAUAGUAGUUGCGAUGAACGGUUGCUUUGGGUUAGCUGCGGCGUGGAGGAUAUCGAGGACAUGAAGGCGGAUAUACUGCAGGGACUUGAGUCGCUAUUGCGAGAUUUUCCUUGA
Fusarium falciforme is the source of this 1584-nucleotide messenger RNA. RefSeq lists its product as hypothetical. The coding region runs from base 1 to 1584 and encodes 527 amino acids. NCBI's taxonomy places the organism in Eukaryota, Fungi, Ascomycota, Sordariomycetes, Hypocreales, Nectriaceae. The record is from RefSeq and is a predicted model, not a curated record. Gene Ontology annotation, molecular function: NADH dehydrogenase (ubiquinone) activity; 4 iron, 4 sulfur cluster binding; pyridoxal phosphate binding. Gene Ontology annotation, biological process: transsulfuration; aerobic respiration; electron transport coupled proton transport. The transcript is spliced from 5 exons.